AACUUGUCCAAACUUGGGUCUAAGCUUAAACCUCAUAAACAAUCGCCACCCUUUCGAUCAAUGGGGAAUUUAUGCCGCAAACCAAAAGACAAUAGACAAAGUAUUGGGUUUGACAACCUGGAAAAUCACACAGGUAACGCAGGUGAUCAUUGGAGUAGUCAGAUGGAUAAAUAUGCUGGUAGACAGACCGUAGAAACAUCUCACCCAGCCAUCCAUAGUGAAGCAGUCAAUUGUCUUGCUAGAAUUCAACCAGGCUUUUGUUUGUCUGGCAGUAAAGAUCAGACUUUGUGUUUAUAUAACUAUUGUACCAACAAACUAGAAGAUAAAUGGACUGGACACGAAAAAGAAGUGACAAAGAUAUGUUAUGGAACAUUUUGCCAAAGCAUAUUCAGUGCCUCAAGAGACAAGUCCAUAAACAUGUGGAAACGUAACACUCCAAAUCCAGUUCAACAAUUCAAGGGUCAUGACCUUGUUGUUACAGCAUUAGAUAUUAACAAAGAUAACACAAUGUUAUGUUCUGGAUCCCGUGAUAAUACAGUUAAGUUAUGGGAUGUAGAGUCAGGAACCAGUCUCACUGAAAAUAACAUUCACAGGAAUCUGGUAACAGAUGUAAAGUUUAUUCCUGAAUCUAACCUUAUAGUUCAGACUGGAGAAGAUAAAGAAGUUAGAUUAUUUGAUACCAGAACAUUAAGUGUGGUUCAUAGUUUCCAACGUAAACAGUACAUACAGACAUGUUGUGAUGUUAGUCCUGAUGGAGUAUACUGUCUGACAUGUAGUAAUGGUUUUGGUGGAAAUGGUUGUGAAGCAACAUUAUGGGAUUUAAGAAGUAGAAGUAUAGUUCAUGAAUAUAAAGGUCACACAGAGGCCAUAGAUAGUUGUGUAUUUUUACCUUACCAUGGUACAAACUUAAUAGCUACAUCAUCAAGAGAUUUCAGUGUCAAAAUAUGGGACAGAGAUUCAAAAGCAUGUGUAUGUGAAUGUGUGAUAAGUGGUUCAGGACCUUUAACCUCAAUAUUAUGUUAUGGUGAACCAUGUAUACUUGUAUCCAGUUUUAACCUUGGUAUUCAGCAUUUAAGAUUUUCAUUACAAAACCAGACAUUGACAAAAGAAGGGAGUUUUUGAUUGGAGCUAAUGACAAUGUGUAAUGAACUGUUUGUAUGUUAUAAAGCAUUUGCAAUCUGCAUGUCAGCGCUAGAAAUGAAACAAAAGGAAUGGUUCUAUGGGUAUUUGUGUCAGAGUAUCAUAUAUUCUGUUAAAUAUCUCUGUAUCUAUGUUUUUUGAAAAGAAUGAAUAUUAAAGCAAUAUGUUUAGAUCAUUCAAAUGCUUGUGGUUGAUUGGUUUGAAUGUUUCAGAUAAGGCUUCCAUUUUUAUACGACCGCAAAAAUUUUUUGCUGUCGUAUAUUGGUAUGACGUUGGCAUCUUCGUCGUAGUCCGAAGACACAUUGGUUUUCGCACUAUAACUUUAGUUUAAGUGAAUGGAUCUCUAUGAAAUUUUACCAUAAGGUUCAAUACCACAAAAGGAAGGUUGGGAUUGAUUUUGGGGGUUAUGGUACCAACAGUAAAGGAAUUAGGGGCCAAAAAGGGGCCAAAAAUAAGCAUUUUUGUAACUUCCAGACAUAACUUGUGUGUUAGUGUAUGGAUCUCUCUGACAUUGUACCACAAGGUUCCAUAUCACAAAAGGAAUGCUGGGAUUGAUUUUGGGGGUGAUUGCUUCAAAAUUUUAGGAAUUGGGGGCCAAAAAAGGGGCAAAAAACAAGCAUUUUCCUAGUUUCAGGACAAUAACUUGUGUGUAAGUGUAUGGAUCUUUCUGAAAUUGUACUACAAGGUUCCAUAUCGCAAAGGGAAAGCUGGGUUUGAGUUUGGGGGUAAUUGCCCCAAAUGUUCAGGAAUUAGGGGCAAAAUAGGGGCCAAAAAACAAGCAUUUUUCUAGUUUCCAGACAAUAACUUGUGUUUAAGUGUAUGGAUCUCUCUGAAAUUGUACUGCAAGGUACCAUACCACAAAGGGAAGGCUGGGAUUGAGUUUGGGGGUGAUGAAUCAUAAGGGGGUUCCAAAAAUUUUGGGGGGGAUUUUUUUUUUUCCUUUUUUUUCUUUUUUUCCUUUUUUUUUUCUUUUAAAAUUUUCCAUUUUAAGUUGGUUAUUUCUGAUUUAUAUUUAAAAGCAAAUAAUAAUGAUAUGGUAGGAGAUACACACCAAACAGGAUGUUUAAAUUAUUAUAUAAUAAGUAUUGUGCAAUAGCAAGAAAUUUUCAAUUGCACAGUAUUGCACAAUAGCAAGAAAUCUUCAAUUGCACAGUAUUGCGCAAUAGCAAGAAAUCUUCAAUUGCACAGUAUUGCACAAUAGCAAGAAAUAUCCAAUAGCACAAUAUUGUGCAAUAGCAAGAAAUUGUCAAUUGUACAGUAUUGCGCAAUAGCAAGAAAUAUUUAAUUGCACAGUAUUGUGCAAAAGAAGAUACUUCAUAUAAAUUGCUUAUUUCUUGACCAAUUUCAAUGGGGUUUUAUUCUUGAAUUCUUGGGGUUCUUUAAUAUGCUGAAUCUAACCGUGUAUUUAGUUUUUGGAUUUUGGGCCCCGUUUUUUAAAUUGGUCCACAUUGAGGUCCAAAGGGUCCAAAAUUAAACUUUGUUUGAUUUCAUCAAAAAUUGAAUUAUUGGGGUUCUUUGAUAUGCCGAAUCUAACCGUGUAUUUAGAUUCUUAAUUUUUGGUUCCGUUUUCAAAUUGGUCCACAUUAAGGUCCAAAGGGUCCAAAAUUAAACUUAGUUUGAUUUUAACAAAAAUUGAAUUCUUAGGGUUCUUUGAUAUGCUGAAACUGAACAUGUAUUUAGAUUUUUGAUUAUGGGCCCAGUUUUCAAGUUGGUCAAAAUCGGGGUCCAAAAUUAAACUUUGUUUGAUUUCAACAAAAAUUGAAUAUAUGGGGUUCUUUGAUAUGCUGAAUCUAACCAUGUAUUUAGAUUUUUGAUUUUUUGCCCCGUUAUCAACUUUGUCCACAUUGAGGUCAAAAGGGUCCAAAAUUAAACUUUGUUUGAUUUCAUCAAAAAUUGAAUUCUUGGGGUUCUUUGAUAUGCUGAAUCUAACCAUGUAUUUAGAUUUUGGAUAUUGGACCAAAAUAGGUGAAUGUCCAAUUUAAAAUUUUUAAGUUCUUAGACCACAUUCAUUCUGUGUCAGAAACCUAUGCUGUGUCAAAUAUUUAAUCACAAUCCAAAUGCAAAGCUGUAUCAAGCUUGAAUGUUGUGUUCAUACUUGCCCCAACUGUUCAGGGUUCGACCUCUGCGGUCGUAUCAAGCUGCGCCCUGCGGAGCAUUUUAUUAAUUUUGGGUCCAGUUUUCAAAUUGGUCUACAUUAAGGUCCAAAGGGUCCAAUAUUAAACUUAGUUUGAUUUUAACAAAAAAUGAAUAUAUGGGGUUCUUUGAUAUGCUGAAUCUAAACAUGUAUUUAGAUUUUUGAUUUUGGGCCCAGUUUUCAAGUUGGUCCAAAUUGGGGUCCAAAAUUAAACUUUGUUUGAUUUCAACAAAAAUUGAAUAUAUGGGAUUCUUUGAUAUGCUGAAUCUAACCAUGUACUUUGAUUUUUUAUUUGUGGGCCCCGCUAUCAAAUUGGUUCAUAUUGAGGUCAAAAGGGUCCAAAAUUAAACUUUGUUUGAUUUCAUCAAAAAUUGAAUUAUUGGGGUUCUUUGAUAUGCCAAAUCUAACCGUGUAUUUAGAUUUUUAAUUUUGGGUCCCGUUAUUUAAAUUGGUCCACAUUAAGGUCCAAAGUGUCCAAAAUUAAACUUAGUUUGAUUUUAACAAAAAUUGAAUUCUUGGGGUUCUUUGAUAUGCUGAAUCUAAACAUGUGUUUAGAUUUUUUAUUAUGGGCCCAGUUUUCAAGUUGGUCCAAGUUGGGGUCCAAAAUUAAACUUUGUUUGAUUUCAACAAUAAUUGAAUAUAUGGGGUUCUUUGAUAUGCUGAAUCUAACCAUGUAUUUUGAUUUUUGGGCCCCGUUAUCAAAUUGGUCCACAUUGAGGUCAAAAGGGUCCAAAAAUUAAACUUUGUUUGAUUUCAUCAAAAAUUGAAUUCUUUGGAUUCUUUGAUAUGCUGAAUCUAACCAUGUAUUUAGAUUUUGGAUAUUGGACCAUAAUAAGUAAAUUAAAAAUUUUAAGUUCUUAGACCACAUUCAUUCUGUGUCAGAAACCUAUGCUGUGUCAAAUAUUUAAUCACAAUCCAAAUUCAGAGCUGUAUCAAGCUUGAAUGUUGUGUCCAUACUUGCCCCAACUGUUCAGGGUUCGACCUCUGCGGUCGUAUCAAGCUGUGCCCAGCAGAGCAUUUUAUUGUUUUUGCUACAGUGUAUUUUAUGAAGAAAUGUUGCCCUUUCACCCCCACCACAUCACUCCAAUGAACUCAAUAUGUAAAUUUUUCAAUUAUUAGGGAAGUUUUCAUAAAAUUGAUCCAUCCAAUUGUCUUGUUCUAUAUUGUUUUAUUGGGCUUUCCUCUGUUCAAAAUAAUUCUUUUUAAAAUAAUUCUAUUUGCAUGAACUAAAUAACAAGUGUUGACAUUAAUGUGCAAUUAAAGCUAAUUUAGUGGUUGUAAAGGGUUGUUUUUGUUGAGUGUGAUUUCCCUGUUUUUAUUUCCCAGUGUUUUUUUUUUGCUUAAAGAUUUAUCAUCUGUGUUUAGCAUAAACACUUGGUUUUACCUAAGUAUUGAUUUCUUUUUCUAGAGAAAUCACCUUAUUAUUUUCUUUUCUUUCAUUCACUUUUGCCAACUCUCCCUUUUA
Messenger RNA from Mytilus californianus (California mussel), 4739 nucleotides. Its product is annotated as WD repeat-containing protein 31-like. The coding region runs from base 61 to 1122 and encodes 353 amino acids. NCBI's taxonomy places the organism in Eukaryota, Metazoa, Mollusca, Bivalvia, Mytilida, Mytilidae. The transcript is spliced from 10 exons. The record is from RefSeq and is a predicted model, not a curated record. Gene Ontology annotation, molecular function: protein binding.